This is a messenger RNA of Corylus avellana, 3178 nucleotides long. RefSeq names its product WNK family serine/threonine-protein kinase 3 (gene WNK3). Gene Ontology annotation, biological process: protein phosphorylation. The record is from RefSeq and is a predicted model, not a curated record. NCBI's taxonomy places the organism in Eukaryota, Viridiplantae, Streptophyta, Magnoliopsida, Fagales, Betulaceae. Gene Ontology annotation, molecular function: ATP binding; protein serine/threonine kinase activity.
UCCCUUCUUUCUGGGUCCUCUCCCACAUAUGCCCGAAGUUGACCUUUUAUACCCAAAAUGUAAGAAAACGAAAACAACACGGAAAAACAGAAACACGAAUGACAAGUGAGUCGGUCAGACACACUUAGAUUGGCUGAUUCUCCCACCCAUUAAACAUCUUCGCUUUGACGAAAUACCUCUCUUUCACACGCUUCUUCUUCUUCUUCUUCCACGGAUUUAUUGUCAGACCCUAUAACUCUUUGUGGGUUUUGGGUAUUCUUUGAAUAUCUGCAUCCGGUUCUCUUUCGCGGGCUCGGAUUGGAUUCGAUCUGGGAUUUUGAAGAGAACUAAAAGCUCUGGGUUUUCCAUUUUCUUGCUUGCGUGUGUGCUUGGAUUGGAAACGAGAAAUGCCACAGGACUUGUCGUCCGAACAAGACCCGGACGAUUCCGACUCCGAGUUUGUUGAGGUUGAUCCCACCGGUCGAUACGGUCGGUAUAAAGAGGUUCUUGGAAAAGGUGCUUUCAAGAAAGUAUAUCGAGGAUUUGAUGAAUUGGAAGGAAUUGAAGUUGCUUGGAAUCAGGUUAAGGUGUCAGAUCUAUUACGAAACUCCGAAGGUUUGGAGCGUCUAUAUUCGGAAGUUCAUUUACUCAAGACUUUGAAGCACAAGAACAUAAUCAAGUUUUACAAUUCGUGGGUCGACACCAAAACUGAGAGUAUUAACUUCAUUACCGAGAUUUUCACUUCUGGAACAUUACGGCAAUACCGGAAGAAACAUAAACAUGUUGAUUUGAGAGCAUUGAAGAAAUGGUCUAGGCAGAUUCUAGAGGGCCUUCUGUACCUUCACAGUCAUGACCCGCCAGUUAUUCAUCGAGAUUUGAAGUGUGAUAACAUAUUUGUCAAUGGGAAUCAAGGCGAGGUGAAAAUUGGUGACUUAGGCCUGGCUGCCAUUCUUCGCCAGGCUCAUUCAGCUCAUAGUGUCAUUGGUACUCCAGAGUUCAUGGCACCAGAGCUUUAUGAAGAGGAGUACAAUGAGCUUGUAGACAUUUACGCCUUUGGCAUGUGUUUGCUAGAGUUGGUGACAUUUGAGUAUCCAUAUGCCGAAUGUGCCAAUGCUGCUCAAAUAUACAAGAAAGUGACAUCAGGAAUAAAACCUGCAUCAUUGGCAAAAGUUACAAACCCUGCAGUUAGAGCAUUUAUAGAAAAAUGUACUGCAGACGUCUCUGAACGCUUGCCUGCCAAGGAACUUUUAAUGGAUCCUUUUCUCCAAUCAGAUCAGGAUCAUGGAAGUAGAGGUCGUUGUCUACUUCCCAAAACCCAUCAUUCAGGUAAGUUUCUGUAUAUUCAACAGAGACCAAAGGCUUUUAUGUUUUUGUUCUCACAUUUUGACUUGUCAAACACAGAAGGCAAUUCUGAUCAGAUUGAUGUUGUUAAAAGUGCUAAGGAACCGUCUGAGACAAGCAGAGAUUUCACAGUUCAAGGUCAAAGGAAAGAUGUUAACACGAUAUUUCUGCAACUCCGAAUAGCAGACUCCUCAGGUCAUUAUCGCAAUAUCCACUUUCCAUUUGAUAUUGAGGCAGACACUGCUAUUGCUGUUGCUAGUGAAAUGGUAGAGGAGUUGGACCUUACAGAUCAAGAUGUUUCAGCAAUUGCUGAAAUGAUUGACCUAGAAAUUCAUUCACACAUUCCAGAUUGGACACCAAGAGAACUCCCUGGAGUUAGUUCUGGUGGAGAGGUUGCAAGUCCUGAUAGCUGUGCCUCUGAAGCCAAGGGUGAUGCUUCUCCCCUUACGAAUGAGCCUUCCCCUUCUGGUAGUUUUUCAUUGGAAAGAUUGCCUUCGGGUCGUAUGUUUUGGUCUGACUCACCCAAGGCACUUGGUGCAACCUCUCCUGUAAAAUCUGGCCUUUCGGUUGCCGCUGGAGCUAGCCUGACUGCAGACAAUGAAAACUCUCCUGAUCUCCAUGAAGACACAGAUAAUCCUGAUGUUGAUGAUAUACUUGAACAACCUGAGAAUGAGUGGGUUUCUGGUGAUGAUAAUAGUGAAGAGAAGAAGGAAGCUAGUUUGCCUGUUGAUCUGCAAUUUGGUGAUAAAAAUAGUGCAGCUACAUAUCAACAUUCUAGCAUUGGAGGUUCUCCUUUGGAAGAAAACUAUUUUGGAUCGGAAGCUGUCAAGAUAAUUGCCGAGAAACUUGAGAAUCUGUUAAUGAAGCAGCAACAGGAGCUAAAUGAGUUAAAAAGGAAGCAUGAAUUGGCCAUAUCAGAUCUUUUAAAGGGAGUUCAUCCAGAGAUCCAUGAAAAGGUUUUAAAUGCAUGCAAGCAGAAAAUUUCGGACCAUUAAAUGCACUGUUAGACACACGGCUAAACCUAGCAUUUUACAGCUGUGGCCCAAUACAAAUUGGAACUGGUGUUGUCUCACUUCUCCAACUUGCCAUUUGGUCAGUAAUAUAUAUUAUUACUAAUUUUCCCUGAAAGAAAAACAGAUUUACUCAUCUAGGAAUGGCUGAAGUUAGUCUGGGAAGGUCCAUGAUCUUUCAUGUGUUGAUGACAUAUUCUUGUAAAGCUCAAAGAUCUUUCACGUGUUGUUAGAGUUGGGAAGCACGAGUGCGUGGACGCAAAUCAUGCUGCUGGAUGCAUCUUAAUUUAGAUUUCACCCGAUUUUAAUGGGAAUGCCAAAUAAAAUAUGAGCGUUGAUGUUGUAUGGGGAGAGAAUGCAGCUAAGUUACAAGCUUGAGAGUCACGCUUGUUAAAGAAGUUUACUUUCUAGAGUGAACCAUGAGCACAAUCUUCAUUUCACAUACAUCAAGUGAUGCUGCUGAGGUGAGACAGGUUAGAUAAGUCAUGUAUCUGUAUAUUAUAAGUCUGCAUAUGCUUAAAGAUAACUACACAUCAUCCCACAAAUAGGUUGAUAGGGGAGAUCAAUAUUUUAUGGAUUGUACACUUGUACAUACGAUUCGUUUACCUUGUUUUACUCACAAUACUCUGGCUGCUUCAGAAAUUGCGCCUGUUUAGGUAGUUAGAUCAUUUAAAAGUUUUGAGUUUCUUGUUCAUGAUUCACUGGGGUGUCAAAGUAAUGUUGUGGGAAUGCUUGCCCCCUGUUUUGUUUGUUAUUUGUCACUGUAUCUGGCUUAUGAUAAAGAUUGUGCCUGCUUGCAAUAUCCCACUAAUAUUGUGGAAUGGAUGUAAUGUGGUUUUCAAGAUUGA